AUGUUGCCUCUGACGGAGCUUCACGGUGCCUUGCAAGUCGCGCACGGGUGGCAGAUGCUCCACUCUUCUGACCCUUCCAUCUGUCGCAUUGCACGUCAGCAGCUCCGUCAGAUUGCUGACUCCAGGUUCAAGAUUGAUGCUGUGGGUCACCUCCACCGCUUCGGCUUGAAGUUUGAGCAGUCGCCGGCGGUGGAGGAGACUAACACGACAGCACAAAGGUUGCAGCUUCGCGUGCCGCACCGCGCCGAGUGGUUGGACAAUCGGGAUGUCCUUCGGCACGUGAAGUUGCACCUCAAGAACAAGCACUGGACGAGGCCGAGAGGCAUGUGGGAGUCCGACUACCGAUUCGCGAUCGCCGCCCGCCUGAACCAGUUGGACACGUUCAGUGUCCUGAAGCGCCGGCGUCUCCGAGUGCACGACAAAUGCAGGCAUCCCGGGUGCUGA
Molecule: messenger RNA, 444 nt
Organism: Hyaloperonospora brassicae
Lineage: Eukaryota; Oomycota; Peronosporomycetes; Peronosporales; Peronosporaceae
Source: the annotation of a GenBank genome assembly